AUGCCAUCCUACACACGCCUAAUCAACUUCUUGAGAAAACGAGCAAACUGCUCAUCGAAUUCAGUCGCCAAACCUAACGCGAAUCCGGUAAACCGUCAUAUUCCACCUACCAUACAUACCAAGGGCACUACUGCAAGAAUUCCACGGAUACAAACAUAUUUAACGACAACCCCACAAUGUGCAAUCUGCAACAGCCCACACACGGUGCGAGAGUGCGAAACGUUCAUCCAGGCCUCUCCCACCACGCGAUACAAAACCGUAACCACCAAAUCGCUGUGCCACAAUUGCUUACGAUCUGGUCACCCCACUCAACCAUGUAAAUCCUCGUUCAACUGCCGUAUUUGCAACCAACGGCACCACACUCUUUUACACCAACAAAGAGACCCAGAUAAUCGGCAUCUCAACACUUCGUCGAGUUCACCCACUUGCGAAAAAACCACACCCGUCACACCCAGGCAAGAAACCUCCGAACACGAGCGAUCAUCGAUAUCGCCGUAA
Molecule: messenger RNA, 498 nt
Organism: Megalopta genalis
Lineage: Eukaryota; Metazoa; Arthropoda; Insecta; Hymenoptera; Halictidae
Source: RefSeq, a predicted model, not a curated record